AGGAAGUUUCAGACUUCGCCAGGGGUCUCCAAGGAAAAACUGCGUUUCUUUGUUCCUUUUGACUGGGGAAUCAAAUUUAGAAGGUGGUAAUGGCGGGGGCCGCCAGUCAGUCGUUGUGGAGAAGAAGCUCCCCUGGAGCUUCUCCGUUGACUAGCAGACCAGGCGGAGGGACGCGACGGCCUCUCUUUUGUUCGGUUUUCAGUCCCCCCAUUUUCCUUCCUCCUCCUUCCGUUUUCGGUUAGAGGCUGCGGAAGGGAGGAGAGAGAGAGAGAGAGAUGGGAAGCACCUCGGCGGAAGGAACGCCGGGGAAUGGUCCGGCGGUGGCAAGGAGGACGAGGAAGGAGGUGGUGGUGGCCGUCGGCGUCUGCGAGAAGAGCAGCAGCAUGCGUGCUUUCCAAUGGGCGAUCGACAACCUCGCCGGCGUCGACCGUUUCGUCCUCGUCCACGUCACCCCUCCCAUAACCUCCAUCCCUACGCCCGUUGGCAACCGUAUACCUGUCUCUCAAAUGCCCGAGGAUGUUGUAUCUAUGUAUGUUCAGGAGAUGAAGUCAAGAAUCAGUGUGGUUUUUCUCCCUUUUAAGAAACUAUGCCGGGAUAGACAGAUUGAUACUGUUAUAUUGGAUGAUGAUAAGCCUUCAAGUGGACUUUUGAGAUACAUAUCUCAAUUUGAUGUGGCAAGCCUUGUUUUGGGAGCCUCUAAGUCAAACUUUAUUGCAAGGAAAUUGAAGGGCCCUAAUUUAUCCUCAGUUGUCACAAAGUUUGCUCCACAGACGUGCAACAUUUAUGUCAUAUCACGAAACAAGGUCAUCAAAAAGCUGGUCAAGCCUACUCGAGUUGAAGGAAAAAUGGAUUCCUUGAAAGAUAAUUAUGAGACUGGUAAUAAAACUGGCAUCAAUGAGAGAAGAGAUAAUACCAGUUUAUAUAAAAAACUGUUCAAGUUUGAUGUUCCACGUGCUGACAAAAAGAAGGAUAAGCUUUCCAGUUUUGCUUUACCACAAGAUCCUGAGAAAAAAAUUUUGAGUGAACUUGGUGAUGGCGAUUCUUCUCCUAGAUUGAGUAAUACAAGUAAACAAACAGAUAUAUCAUAUACUCCACCUGUUGAAGAAGAAAGGCUGGGAAUGUCUCAUGAGGAGAAUCACUUACCAGGAAAAGAUGCAAAAAUUCCAAGAGCAAGAGACUGUAAUAACUUGCUUGGAUUAAAGGAUAACCAUUUCCUUGUGCAGUCGCCUGCUAGGCCGGCUGAAGCUAAGUCUGAAGUUGAACAUUUGAGGCUUGAGUUACAAUUCACUCUUUCCAUGUAUAACAGAACAUGCGAAGAGCUUGUUUAUGCAAAAAAGAAGGCCCAGAGGCUUUCUGUUGAGUGUGCUGAAGAAGCAAAAAAAGUAAAAGAUGCACAGGAAAGAGAAGAAAUGGCAAGAAAAGCUGCUGAAGAGGAGAAAGCGAAGCAUAUGAGUGCACUUAAGGAAGUUGAGGCUGCAAAACAAUUGCUUGCUAAAGAGGCCUAUGCUAGGCAGAAGGCUGAAGUAGCAGCCUUGAAAGAGUCAUCUGAGAGAAGAAAGCUAGCAGAUGCACUUUUUUCAUGUGAUCAGAGAUAUAGACGGUAUUCUAGGGAGGAACUGGAAAAGGCAACCGAGUCAUUUUCUGUCACCAAGAAAAUAGGUGAGGGAGGUUAUGGAUCUGUCUAUAAAUGCAGCCUCGAUCUCACACCAGUGGCUGUGAAGCUACUUCACCAAGAUGCAUCCAACAAGAAAGAUGAAUUUCUUAGAGAGGUUGAAGUGCUGAGCCAAAUACGUCAUCCACAUAUGGUGUUACUUCUUGGUGCUUGUCCCGAAAAUGGGUGCUUAGUCUAUGAAUAUUUGGCCAAUGGGAGUCUUGAGGAUCGGCUUCUCUGCAAGGGAGGUACACCACCCUUGUCGUGGCCUACACGAUUUCGGAUCCUGUAUGAAGUGGCCUGUGCUCUUGCUUUCCUGCACAGCUCCAAGCCCGAGCCAAUUGUUCAUCGGGAUCUAAAGCCUGCAAACAUCUUGUUAGACAGCAACUAUGUAAGCAAAAUUGGAGAUGUGGGUCUAGCACAGUUGAUGUCGAAUGUGGUACCUGAUACUGUCACUGAAUAUAGGGAAACACUCCUUGCAGGCACACUUUAUUACAUGGACCCAGAAUACCAGCGAACAGGCACUGUCCGACCUAAAUCUGAUUUGUAUGGUUUUGGUAUUAUUAUGCUUCAAAUAUUGACAGCAAAAUCUCCUUCGGGACUGGUUAAGAUGAUAGAAACUUCCAUUGAUAAUGGUUCUUUUCCUGAGAAACUUGAUAAAUCAAUCAAAGAUUGGCCACUUGCACAGUGUGAGGAUCUAGCUCAGCUAGCACUCAAAUGCACCCGAUUAAGGUGUAGGGAUAGACCUGAUCUUGAAUUGGAAGUGAUUCCUGAGCUUCAGCGGUUUAAAGAUGUUGCAGAUGCUCUUCGUUUUAAAAUGAUUCAAGGAAAUAUUUCUAUACCUAGGCCAUAUAUUUGCCCCAUUCUACAGGAACUGAUGAUUGAUCCUCACGUGGCUGCUGAUGGGUUUACAUAUGAAUAUAGAGCAAUCAAAGCAUGGCUCGCAAACCAUGAUGUAUCUCCUAUGACCAAGCUUCGGCUUCAGCACUUGGAUCUUACACCAAAUCUUUCUCUUCGAUCUGCAAUCCAAGACUGGAAGCAGCGGGUUGUCUCUAGUUCUGGCAUCUGAGAUCGUGGUCUCUAGCAGACAUCUACUCUUUUAGAUGUCUGAUGUACAUUAAAAAGCUCUGAUGUACAUUAAAAAGCGAUUGGUUGAUAGAAAGCCACUGCAAAGAUGAAGUUUUGUUCUUACACCAAUAUUCUUUGUGCUUCUUUGGAUUUCCGUUGUGAAAAUAAAAAAGUUGAUGUACAUAAUAGCAAAAGUAACUGGAGACAAAGCAAGGCAAUGUCUUCACCUCAGUGUCUUCAUUGUUUACACCUGAUUAAUCAUGAAAAUUCCAACUGCAUGAUGUUGAUU
Nymphaea colorata (pocket water lily) is the source of this 3008-nucleotide messenger RNA. RefSeq names its product U-box domain-containing protein 34. Lineage: Eukaryota; Viridiplantae; Streptophyta; Magnoliopsida; Nymphaeales; Nymphaeaceae. Gene Ontology annotation, biological process: protein phosphorylation; protein ubiquitination. The record is from RefSeq and is a predicted model, not a curated record. The transcript is spliced from 9 exons. Gene Ontology annotation, molecular function: ubiquitin-protein transferase activity; ATP binding; protein kinase activity. The coding region runs from base 276 to 2720 and encodes 814 amino acids.